CCACUAUUCUUACUACCAGUAGAAAAUCAUUGCUUACUGUAAUAAAAGUCAUUUGAUAGUUAAUACUGAAUAAAUAAUAUUUUUUCAUUAAUCAGUGCAGUUUGUGUAUAAUUUAUAAAGAGAAAUUAAGCUUAUUAACUUAUUAAAAAAUAAAAAAUGGCUCCCGUCGAUUCUAGUGGACAGUAUGAUUUUGAUCUCUUAGUAUUGGGUGGCGGUUCAGGUGGUUUGGCCUGUGCUAAAGAAGCAACCAAUUUUGGAAAAAAAGUUGUAGUUCUUGAUUUUGUUCUUCCAUCGCAACGAGGAACUACUUGGGGAAUUGGUGGAACCUGUGUUAAUGUUGGAUGUAUUCCUAAGAAACUUAUGCACCAAGCUGCUCUUCUAGGAGAAUCUAUUCAUGAAGCUCAAAGUUAUGGUUGGGAAAUACAAGGUCCAAUUUCCUUUAAUUGGAGUUCAUUAGUUGAAGCUGUACAAAAUCAUAUAAAAUCAGUCAAUUGGGUUACACGUGUACAAUUAAGGGACAAGAAAAUCGAAUAUGUAAAUGGCCAUGGAGUGUUUGAAGAUAAUCAUACAGUCUUAGCUAAAAUGAAAGGUGGAAAAGAAAAACGACUAACAGCAAAAGAUAUUGUUAUUGCUGUUGGGGGUAGACCUAAAUAUCCUAAUUUUCCUGGUUGCAAAGAAUAUUGUAUUACAAGUGAUGAUAUUUUUUCUUUAAAUAGUCCACCUGGUGAUACUUUAGUAAUUGGCGCUGGUUAUAUAGGAUUAGAAUGUGCUGGAUUUUUAAGAGGAUUAGGUUAUCAAGCUACUGUUAUGGUUAGAUCUAUGAUCCUUAGAGGUUUUGAUAGAGAUAUGGUAAAUUUAAUUCAAAGUGAAAUGGAAGAUAAAGGUGUCAAAUUUUUAAUUGGAAAAAUUCCUACUAGUGUGAAAAAACAACCAAAUGGAAAAUUGCUAGUUGAAUGGAAUGGAGUUGAAAACAACCAAGCUGAAUUUGAUACUGUUCUUGUUGCUACUGGACGUAAACCGUUAUCUGAAGAACUAAAUCCAUCUUUAGCAGGACUUCAAACACAUCCAGAAUCAGGAAAAUUUGUGGUUAAUUUUGAACAAACAAAUGUACCAAACAUUUAUGCUGUUGGUGAUGUGAUUCAUGGCAAACCCGAGUUAACACCAGUAGCAAUUCAAGCUGGAAAAUUAUUGGCAGCUCGUCUUUAUAAUGGUAGCAAAGAACAAAUGGAUUAUGAUAAUAUUGCUACAACAAUAUUUUCACCACUUGAAUAUGGUUGUGUUGGACUUACUGAAGAGGAAGCUAUUGCAAGAUAUACUGAACCUAAAAUUGAAGUCUAUCAUGCUUAUUAUAAGCCUACAGAAUUUUUUAUACCACAGAAAAAUGUUAAACAUUGUUAUUUAAAAGUUAUUACAUUAGUAGAAGCACCUCAAAAAGUAUUAGGAAUGCAUUUCAUAGGACCACAAGCUGGUGAAGUUAUUCAAGGUUAUGCUGCAGCAAUAAAAGCUGGCUUAACUUUUGAACAUUUAAAAGAUACAGUUGGAAUACAUCCAACAAUAUCAGAAGAAUUCACUAGAGUAGCCAUAACUAAACGUUCAGGAGAAGAUCCAACACCACAAAGUUGUUGUAGUUAAAUAUUAGUCUAUAUGAUUAUUUACUUCAAAUUUAUAUUUUUUACUCUUAUUUUAUUUUAUUGGUAAAGGUGAAUCAUUAACAUAUUUAUGUUAUACACAAUUAAAAAUAUAUUUUAUAA
This is a messenger RNA of Daktulosphaira vitifoliae (grape phylloxera), 1751 nucleotides long. It is a transcript of the gene Trxr1, whose product is annotated as thioredoxin reductase 1, mitochondrial. The transcript has 9 exons. The coding region runs from base 157 to 1632 and encodes 491 amino acids. NCBI's taxonomy places the organism in Eukaryota, Metazoa, Arthropoda, Insecta, Hemiptera, Phylloxeridae. Gene Ontology annotation, cellular component: cytosol; mitochondrion. Gene Ontology annotation, biological process: cellular response to oxidative stress; glutathione metabolic process; cell redox homeostasis. The record is from RefSeq and is a predicted model, not a curated record. Gene Ontology annotation, molecular function: flavin adenine dinucleotide binding; glutathione-disulfide reductase (NADPH) activity; thioredoxin-disulfide reductase (NADPH) activity.